Camelina sativa (false flax) is the source of this 960-nucleotide messenger RNA. Lineage: Eukaryota; Viridiplantae; Streptophyta; Magnoliopsida; Brassicales; Brassicaceae. The record is from RefSeq and is a predicted model, not a curated record.
UAGGGCAAAGCAUUAACGAGACUUUUUGCGUACGGUUUCGUUCUCGAGUCUCGACCCUUCCGGUAGCUUCGUCUUCGUCGUCGUCACCGGGAAUUUUUUGAGCUGGCGGUUAAAUUCUUUGUAUCUGCGUAAUUAAUUGGUUCUGUAUCCGUAUUUGUGGUGUUUAAGAUGGGGAGGGAUGACGAUUUAAAAAGGAAUCGCCGAGAUCGUGACCGUAAGGAUUGUGAUAAGGAGACGCGGCGAGAGAAGGAGAGGCGUACGAGACCGUGUGAGAGAGUUAAUAGAAGUGAUUGUGAAAAGAGAGAAUAUGAUGAUGAGAGGGAGAAGAUGCGGAGACAGAGGGAUAGGAAGAUUAGUGAUUCUGAAGAAGAGACAGGGAGGGAUACACGCAGAGGGGAGGAGAAGGAUGAUAUCAAGCGUGACUUGAAACGUACAAGGAAAGAGAGUGAGAGAACUAGCAGGCAUGGGGGUGAAAAUGGUGAGAAGAAUUCUAUGGAAGAAGAAGAAGUUGAGGAUAAGAAGGUGGAGAAACGGAGGAGAAGACUCCAGGAGUGGCAACAGUUGCAGAGGAAACAUAAGGAAUCUCAAAUUGAAAGUAAGGGUCCAGAGACCAGAAAGGCUUGGACUCUUGAAGAAGAAUCUGAUGAUGAAGAUAAUAAAUCAGACUCAGAAGUGAAGAUGGUAGACUCGGAGAGUACUGUCUCCGAGAGUGGAGGUGCUGGACCUAAAGAUGAAGAGGAAAUUGAUCCUUUGGAUGCUUAUAUGAAUUUUAAGGUAUUACCUGAGGUUGAGAAGCUUAGAAGUAGUUCUCUAGAUUCUAACAAGGAUGUGAAAGAAAGUGGUGACCGGGCAAACAAAGGUUUUAAUAAGGCCCUCGGUAGGAUAAUUCAAGGUGAAGAUUCUGAUUCUGAUUAUGAUUAUUCAGAACCAAUGAAUCAUCAUAAUGAUCCAAGUUUAGAC